Dichotomopilus funicola is the source of this 1092-nucleotide messenger RNA. RefSeq lists its product as uncharacterized. The coding region runs from base 1 to 1092 and encodes 363 amino acids. The transcript is spliced from 2 exons. Lineage: Eukaryota; Fungi; Ascomycota; Sordariomycetes; Sordariales; Chaetomiaceae. The record is from RefSeq and is a predicted model, not a curated record.
AUGGACAACUUCACAUUGCCCCUCAAUUUCACGCCGACAACGCCCUUAUUCCACAUCAACGACCGUGUCCCGUAUAUUAGCCUCAUCCACGUUAGCACCACGAUUCCUUUGCUUGCGCUCACCCUGGUUCCCUUUUUUGCUCGCAUCUACGUAAGGAUAUGGCCGGAAUGGCGCUUUGGUCUGGACGACGGUUUCAUCGUCGCCGGCUUGGCCUCUGCCAUCACCGACUGGGCCCUGCUUGCACGCGGCCUGUACUUUGAACCAACCGACAUCUCCUGGGACGAAACCUUCUACACCGUCACGCUCUCCUACUUCGCCAUCCCCGUCUGGUCACUUUCCAUGACCCUCAUCAAAACCUCCAUCGUCCUCUCCUUCCUCCGCCUACCCCUGAAACGCGGUUGGCGAAUCGGCCUGUACACCCUCAUCGCGAUCCUAGUCUCCUUCGGCCUCGCCAAUACGCUUUACAGCUUCCUCAAAUGCGACCCUAAGCCUGGUGCCUGGGACCUCCACAUCCCGGCCCGCUGCCCCGGCGGCCGCAUCGACAGCAUCGUCUCCAACCUCUGCUCGGGCGCCAAUAUCCUCACCGACCUCGUGCUGUCCGUGGUGCCCAUGUUCCUGCUGUGGAAUCUGCGCCGCCCGCUGCGCGAGCGCAUCCUCAUCUGCAGCCUCACAGGCAUCGGCCUGUUCGUCACCGUCGCGUCGGUCAUGAAGGUCGUGCUCAUCGAAGAGUGGUCCCGGUCUGGGCUGGGGGAUUGGGCGCUGUCCCUGUCGAUUGCCACGUGGACGGUCACGGAACAGUUUGCGUCGAUCCUCGCGGCGUGCAGUCCGUCGCUGAAGAAGCCGAUUGAGGGAUUGUUCCGCCGGUGGGGGAUCCAAUUGGUGGAGGAGAAUCCGGAAAUCUCGUUUAUGUAUGUGCCGGAUGAAAUGCGGGCCGAGGAGACCCGGCGGAUGGCCAGGGAGCGGAUUGGUAGCCAGGGGUUGCAGAUAGAGGGCGGUUCGAACGAACACCACUUGAAUGACGUUGAGAGUGUGGGCGAUAAGUCAUUUUCGGAAUCGGCAUCGACGCCAGUUCGGGCGCAACGGCCAGCGUGA